UUAUCAUCGGGAUUGCAUCGUCGCGUGGCUCCACAUCAAUCAUCUCUGUCCUACUUGUCGGCACCCGAAUGCUCCGAGCCGAUGAUGACUCAUGCCAUCCAUAGAAUCCAAGGAACCAGCUGCAUUGGUGCUGCCACUAUGCUGGAAAGCAUGAAAAUUUCAUUAGUAGCUUGGCCUUGCAUAGCUGCUUACGCUGUGAUCAUCAACUUGAUGCCUGCAGAUACACAAAAGUUGAUUGACCAUGCCAACAAGAGUGGCCCUUACUUGGGCUUGGUGAUUCCAAAUUCUUUCGAAUUAGGACCUCUUCUUCAGUCUCCAAACUUUACUUCAACAAACAUGAUCAUAGAUUUUUCUGGAAGGAGAUUUCAGUUUGGAAUCAUUGCUGAAAAGAAAGUCAUCUUAGUCAUGACAGGACUUUCCAUGAUGUGCUUAUCCCUCAGAGUUGGUCCCAUACUGCUAUUUGGAAUUGGCAGAUAUGGAAAUAGGCCUCAAGAUGAACUAUCCCUUGAAUCACAAGGAGCCUACAAGAGAUAUUGGCUGCCUCAAAAUUUCAAGUUAUACAUGGAAUGUGGCAGGUGACAGCUCAUGUGAUAAUAUGUAAACAACAUUUGAUUUCAACCUGAAGAAGUCUUCCCCAUUGAUGGAACUCCAGAACAAAGACAAUAUGCCUUCUGGGUUGCUGUUGAUCCCCUCUACUAUGAAAUCUCCAAAUUGCUCAAGGCUUCUAAAUAUCCCACUUACACUUUUCUUCAAUGGAGGUGAGCAUGAAUAUUUCAAAGCUGCUACCAAUCCAAAUGAAGCAAUCAAACAUGAGAAAGAGUAUAGAGGUAGGUGGGAAUUGGUUUCAGAGAAUUCAGGUGUAUCUGCCAUGCACAUGAUCAUAAUGCCUAAAAGUAAUAAGGCCAUCAUAUUUUAUGCUGCUGGUUUUGGCCCAUCUGAGAUCUCACUGCCCGCGGGAGAUUGUCGCCGGUUUUUGGACAGCAGAAAAGAAGGUGAAGUUUAUGAAUUGGAUUGCUGGGCGCAUGCUGUGGAAUUCGACAUUGACACUGCAGCUAUUAGGCCACUUAAGAUUUUAACAGAUACAUGGUGCUCAUCUGGGGGGUUAUCAGCUAAUGGCACUCUUGUGCAAACUGGUGGAUGGGAUGAAGGAGGAAGGUCCGUCAGAUACUUCAAUGGAUGCAGUAGUUGCGAUUGGGAGGAGUACCCCUUAUCACUUUCUGGCUUAAGAUGGUUUUCAACUCAACAUAUUCUGCCAAACGGGGAAUUCAUAGUGAUCGGAGGCCGUGGCAUGUUCAAUUAUGAGUAUAUCCCUAAGGCGGGAAGUACCAAUGAAGUAAUCUACACUUUACCAUUUCUCCAAGAGACAAGUGACGCCGUAGAGAACAAUCUCUACCCGUUUGUCUUCCUCUCCACGGAUGGCAACCUCCUCAUCUUCGCUAAUAAUCGGUCCAUUUUGCUUAACCCUACCACUAAUAAGGUCGAGCGUGAGCUCCCCGUCCUCGACGGCGGCUCUCGUAACUACCCUGCCUCCGGGAUGGCGGCAUUGCUACCUCUAAAGCUCAAUGGCACAAACCCGAAUGUGAUCCGAGCUGAAAUUCUGGUAUGUGGUGGAGCUGAUCCAAAGGCGGGAAAGUUUGUUGAAAACGGUAUAUACGUAACUGCGCUACAAGAUUGCGGAAGAAUUGAUAUAACCAACCCAGAAGCCAAGUGGCAGAAGGAGAUGAUGCCAACCCCAAGGGUCAUGGGAGAUAUGGUGAUCCUUCCCACAGGUGAUAUACUUAUUAUUAAUGGAGCCAAACGGGGCACUGCCGGGUUGAACUUUGCGGAGGAUCCGAAUGUUUCUCCGGUGAUUUAUAAACCCGAUAACCCAUUAACCCGACGAUUCACUGAGCUAAAGGAAACGAUAAUACCAAGAAUGUACGGUUCAACCUCUGCAUUAUUGCCAGGCGGUGAAGUUUUAGUGGCCGGGAGCAAUCCAAACUUCCAUCAUAAUUUCACGGGUGUGAAAUAUCCUACGGAGCUCCGGAUCGAGAAAUUUUACCCAAGGUAUUUCGACCCGGAACGGGUAUCGGAUCGCGUUGCAAUCACUUCAAAUUACAACGGUGAAAUUAUAAAUUACCGUCAAAAUAUUUUGAUCGAGUUUCAAGCGAAGAAAGCUAGGGUUAAUUUGUCUGAUUUGAGGGUAACAAUGUACGCACCACCAUUUACAACACAUGGGUUUUCAAUGGGACAGAGACUUAUAGAGUUGGUCAUAAUAGAGUUAAAGAUUGUGGAAUCAGAAUUGUUUCAAGUCGAGGUUGUGGCACCACCAAUAGCCGAAAUUGCUCCACCUGGCUUUUACUUGAUCUUUGUUGUGCAUGUUGGAGUUCCUAGUAGAGGGAUAUGGCUUCAGAUUGCAUAG
Molecule: messenger RNA, 2401 nt
Organism: Argentina anserina (silverweed cinquefoil)
Lineage: Eukaryota; Viridiplantae; Streptophyta; Magnoliopsida; Rosales; Rosaceae
Product: aldehyde oxidase GLOX1-like
Exons: 8
Coding region: 641-2401 (586 amino acids)
Source: RefSeq, a predicted model, not a curated record